AUUCCUCUUGUGUUGUUUUCUGGGUAGGGACAGAGAGAUUUCUGAGAAGGCCUCCAAUGGUGAUGGAGAAGAAGAUGGUGGCCAUGGUGAUGUUCAUGGUGGUUUCUUUGUUUCUUGGUUGUUGUGAUGUUGCUGGCACUGUUUACAAGGUUGGAGAUGAAGAUGGAUGGACUGUGAAACCCAACUAUACUUACUGGACCAGCACCAAGAACUUCGAAGUGGGAGACACCAUUUUGUUUCAGUACGACGCGAAACUACACAAUGUGAUAGAAGUGAAGAACCUGGCAGAUUACAGAAACUGUAACAAAUUUUCUGCUAUUGCAACCUACAGUUCAGGCAAUGACUCCAUCCUCAUCAUAACCCCGGGCCACCGAUUCUUCUUGUGUGGGUUUCCCGGCCACUGCACGGCAGGCCAGAAGGUCGAUAUCCGUGUUCUCAAUCUCGCCAACACUUCCGCUUCAUCCCCGACUGCAAUGCCACCCACUUCAUCACCAAAUCCUGCCGGCAUUGCCAUACAAGACUCCCCUGCACCAGCUCCUCAAACAAGCAGUGGUAGCAGUAUCAACUUUAAAGUGCUUGGCAUUGGCAUUACCAACGUCUUAUUAGCCUUUGGUUUAGUUAUGGUUUAGGUACUAAUGAAUGCAUUGGCUUUGGAUUAUGAAAAUUUGGGUGUUGAUUUGGUGGUUCUUCUUCCUUUUGGAUGGAUGGUUUAGAGCUUCAAACUUAUACAAUGCAUGAACCUUUGUGGUAAAAAAAUUUCUGUGAGAUUUGUGGUUUGA
Messenger RNA from Dioscorea cayenensis subsp. rotundata (Guinea yam), 779 nucleotides. RefSeq names its product mavicyanin-like. The record is from RefSeq and is a predicted model, not a curated record. Gene Ontology annotation, cellular component: plasma membrane. Bases 57 to 629 code for a protein of 190 amino acids. NCBI's taxonomy places the organism in Eukaryota, Viridiplantae, Streptophyta, Magnoliopsida, Dioscoreales, Dioscoreaceae. The transcript is spliced from 2 exons. Gene Ontology annotation, molecular function: electron transfer activity.